Messenger RNA from Plutella xylostella (diamondback moth), 590 nucleotides. RefSeq names its product U6 snRNA-associated Sm-like protein LSm7 (gene LSm7). Gene Ontology annotation, cellular component: catalytic step 2 spliceosome; Lsm1-7-Pat1 complex; spliceosomal tri-snRNP complex. Lineage: Eukaryota; Metazoa; Arthropoda; Insecta; Lepidoptera; Plutellidae. The record is from RefSeq and is a predicted model, not a curated record. Gene Ontology annotation, biological process: nuclear-transcribed mRNA catabolic process; mRNA splicing, via spliceosome. Gene Ontology annotation, molecular function: RNA binding.
UUCAAUGUUUCGAUUGUCAUAACCUAAAAAAACUUUGUUUUGUUUGAUGUGAUUUCCUUGCAAGCUAUUUUAUUAUUUUGAUUUUAUAGUAGUAUUCUAAUCCUCAUUAGCAUAGUCAUAUUGCAGCUAUGGCAUCAAAAGAAGGUGGAGAUAAAGGAAAGGGAGCCCAGGGCGCAGGAGAUGGAAAGGAGAAGAGAAGGAAAGAGUCUAUUUUAGAUCUGAGCAAAUAUCUGGAGAAGAGUAUCCGUGUGAAGUUCGCGGGCGGUCGGGAGGCGGCCGGCAUCCUGAAGGGCUAUGAUCCCUUGCUCAACCUGGUACUGGAUAACACUACGGAGUUUUUGAGAGACCCUGAUGACCCUUACAAACUGCUGGAUGACACAAGGCCGCUGGGAUUGGUAGUCUGCCGAGGUACCUCAGUAGUGCUAAUCUGCCCCAUGGAUGGUAUGGAAGCCAUACCAAACCCAUUCAUCACUCAAGAAGGCUAGGAUAGUGUGUGUGACUGUUUUUUGCAGACUCUGGUAAAGUGAUUCUUUUUACUGUAAUGUAAGUUUUCUUGUUGUAAGCUAUGUAAGUAAAUAGGUUUUAAGGAA